Molecule: messenger RNA, 1053 nt
Organism: Zerene cesonia (dogface butterfly)
Lineage: Eukaryota; Metazoa; Arthropoda; Insecta; Lepidoptera; Pieridae
Product: fibroin heavy chain-like
Exons: 2
Coding region: 1-1053 (350 amino acids)
Source: RefSeq, a predicted model, not a curated record
AUGAUAGAAGCUAAACCAUUCUUUUGGAAAAAGUUAGGAAUAAGGAAUAGAUUUUUUUAUCGACCUGAGUUCAGACCUGCUUACGGUGCAGGAUAUCCGGUCAUCGGGGGCUAUGGAAAUGGAAUAGGAUUGGACAACAUUCUCGCUAUAUUCCCCUCGGUCCCCGCCCAGAUCGGUGGUGGGAUCGGCCCUGUACUUGGAGGCGGUUUACCCUGUCCUCAAAUAAACAUGGGUAUAAAUAGUGGGCUAGGACCUGCACCUGGAAUCGGUAUAAAUUCUGGUUUAGACCCAGGAUUUGGAAUGGAAGUGAACAGUGGAUUGGGACAAGGAAUUAAUGUUAAUUAUGGGAUCGGGCCCGCGACAGGAAUGGAUAUCAAUAAUGGCAUAGGACCUGCACCAGGAAUAAACGUUAAUUAUGGAAUUCCUCCUCCGAGUGGAAUGGACGUAAAUUAUGAAGUUGGUCCUGGUCCGGGAAUGGGCAUGAUUAAUGGUAUCGGUCCUGCACCUGGAAUGGAUGUUAAUACUGUUAUUUGUCCUGAAAGUGAUAAUGCGGGCAAGGGUCCUGUAAUUGACACGGCUGGUAAUAAUGGAUUGAAUCCUGCGACCGGCUCUAAUAAUAAUGGGGCACCUGGGGCUGGAGCGGGUAUUAAUUUUGGAAUGCGCCCUAAUGCAGGCAUGAUUGUUAAUAGUAACAAUGGAAAUGUGCCUAAUAUUGGAAUUGGUGCGAAUGCUGGAGUUCGACCUAAUGCUGGUAUGGGUUUUAAUAUGAAUCAAGGAAAUACACCUAACACUGGAAUAGGUGUCAAUGCUGGCUUGGGCGUUAAUACUAAUCAUGGAAAUGUACCUGCUGCUGGAAUUGCUGUAAAUGCUGGCAUGGGUGUUAACAGUAAUAAUGGAAAUGCACCUGCUGCUGGAAUGGCUGUAAAUGCUGGCAUGGGUGUUAACAGUAAUAACGGAAAUGCACCUACUGCUGGGAUGGCUAUUGUCACGAACACAGCGUCAGCAAAGUCGUGGGCGAGAGACAUUAUUAAAACAAUUACUGGGAGUAAAUAG